Messenger RNA from Octopus sinensis (East Asian common octopus), 657 nucleotides. RefSeq names its product carnitine O-palmitoyltransferase 1, brain isoform-like. Gene Ontology annotation, cellular component: mitochondrion. The transcript is spliced from 3 exons. Bases 1 to 657 code for a protein of 218 amino acids. The record is from RefSeq and is a predicted model, not a curated record. Gene Ontology annotation, biological process: carnitine metabolic process; fatty acid metabolic process. Lineage: Eukaryota; Metazoa; Mollusca; Cephalopoda; Octopoda; Octopodidae. Gene Ontology annotation, molecular function: carnitine O-palmitoyltransferase activity.
AUGGUGGGCUUCAAAUUAUGUUUUGUUUGUUUUUUGAAUUUCAAGGUCUCCGAUUGGUGGGAAGAGUUUAUUUACUUGGUCGACAGGUCUUCCAUCGUAAUAAACAGCAAUUACUACACUCUGGGGUUGGCAGGGUACUCGAGGACCAUGUCUUGUCGUCAGGCAUCACGUGCCGCUGGGUUUGUCUCAAGUUUAUUGGCUUUUCGUCGAAGCAUCAACACCGAGAAUCUCAAGCCUGCUGCUUUUCAUUUGGUUCUUGAGGACUUCCCUGCAGAGUUGGAAGUGGACUCGGACAGUGAACAACUCAGUCACAUCUCCAAACGCCUAUUUCAUGGAAAAGGAUACGACCGGUGGUUUGAAAAGUCCUUUAACCUCGUCGUCUUCUCUGACGGACACAAUGAAAGUCUAAAAAGACUGGCAUAUGAAGCAAUAAACUCACAUCAACGAGUUACCAAAAUGGCUUGCACUGGAAUGGGGAUUGACCGUCAUUUAUUCGCUCUUUUCAUUGUUUCGAGAUUUUUGGUGGAAAAAUCGGAAUUUUUGGAAUGCGUUCUUCAAGAGACAUGGGGAAUGUCUACUAGUCAAGUAAAACACAUAUCUUUUGUCACAAUCAGACUCCAGUUUCUCAGACUUCUGAUCCCGCGUUUUUGCACCUGA